Messenger RNA from Saccharomycodes ludwigii, 1251 nucleotides. RefSeq names its product protein kinase regulatory subunit ATG17 (gene ATG17). The coding region runs from base 1 to 1251 and encodes 416 amino acids. The record is from RefSeq and is a predicted model, not a curated record. Gene Ontology annotation, biological process: autophagy of peroxisome; piecemeal microautophagy of the nucleus; activation of protein kinase activity. The transcript has a single exon. Gene Ontology annotation, cellular component: Atg1/ULK1 kinase complex; phagophore assembly site. Gene Ontology annotation, molecular function: protein kinase activator activity; molecular adaptor activity. Lineage: Eukaryota; Fungi; Ascomycota; Saccharomycetes; Saccharomycodales; Saccharomycodaceae.
AUGAAAACAAAAGAAGAAUUAUUGAAUAAUGCAACUUCAAUUUUAUUACGAUCCCAAGCACUAUGUGGAGAUGCAAAUAACACAUUAAAUCAAGUUAAACAUAAACUAAACGAAUGGGAUAAAUCAUACAAUAAACACACUUUUGCAUUAAAUUGUAUAACAAAUCAAUGUAAAUUACUAGAAACCACUAUAUUAAAAAUAGAAGUUGGGUCCAAGUUAAUUGAAACCAAGUGGAAAAAAGAAGUUUUCCAAAAGUUAUUUAGUGAUUUAAUUGAAUGGCAAAAUGAAUUGAAUCUAAAAUUUAAAAAAUUGCAAGAUACACCAUACACUUUGGGAAAGAAAAACUUUGAGACUAGUGAAAAUACAAUUCCAAAGAGUAAUGGCAAAAAAACUCUAGCCGAUUUUGUAAGUGUAGAAAAUUUAGAGGUGCUUCAAAAAAGAUUGGCAGAUAUACCAGUGUUGAAACAGCAAGUUAAUCUUAUUGAGGGAAAAUAUAAAUUUAUUUUGAACAAAGUAAGUAAAAAUCUAAAGAGUGAAAAACUGGAAAACCUCACUACUUUGAUCGAUGUACAAUAUUCCGAAGAGAAUUUGGCUAGUAUACAGAAAUUUAGUGACAAUAUUGAAGCUGUAGAGCUUGAUUUAACAAACUUUUUAAAUUCAAUAACAUCACAUUUUGAUAAAUGCAAUAUGCUGUUAAAAGAUGAUACUUUAUAUUCUGUAGUUGCUGAUGAUGACUUGAAAUUAGAUUCAAUAUUUGGAUCUUUAAACGAGAUUAUAAAUGAUGUUUUCCAAAUUUCUGAUGAUGUAACUAAUUUUUUCAUUGAAAAGGGUAUUAACAAGAGGAAAGGUGAAAUUAAAACAAGUAUGAGUAAUAUAGUAGACGAGUUUAUUAAAUUUGAAAGUCAUUUAAAUAUUUUCAUUGGAUUAUCGGAUAUCGUGGAUCAAUAUAAAAGUGACUGUUCAAUUGAACUUGAUAGUAUUAAAGAGUUAUGCAGCUAUUAUGAAAAAUUCAUUUCAAGUUAUCAUAGUUUGCUCCAAGAGGUAGAAAGAAGAAGAGAAGUUGCCAUUCAAAUGGAAAAAAUAAUGACUGCAUGUAAGGAGAAAUUGCAACUUUUAAAUGAGCAAGAUUCACAGGCGAGACGUUUAUUUUUACAAGAAAAUGGUGACUAUUUGCCUGAAAAUAUUUGGCCAAAUGGAAUUUCGGAUUUGGAUCCAUUAUAUACAAUUAAUUUUAGUGUUAAAAAGGAAUAA